Stylophora pistillata is the source of this 7419-nucleotide messenger RNA. Its product is annotated as cilia- and flagella-associated protein 44. The record is from RefSeq and is a predicted model, not a curated record. NCBI's taxonomy places the organism in Eukaryota, Metazoa, Cnidaria, Anthozoa, Scleractinia, Pocilloporidae. Gene Ontology annotation, molecular function: protein binding.
UUCAAAAUGUCGGACAAUCCUGAAGAUACAGAUUCAAGAGCGGAGGAAAAGGAGGAUGGUACAAAAUCCCGAACCCUAAAAGAUGCGACCCACAUACUAAAAGCAGAAGCUUUAAGACGGUAUCAGCUCGGAAAUACUGAGUAUGACAGCGAGGGCGCCAAAACUGAUGAUGGACGCGAAGGUUCAUCUUCCGAUAAGAAUGUUGGGGAAACCGAAAAAAAUGGUGAAUUACUUGAUUCAAAAAACCCAGAUUCUGCGAGUAAGGGUACAGACGAUGACUUGAAUGUUACUGAUCGCAAUGGUGACAGCGCCAACGACGAAGAAAGUCGACAAGAUGGAAGUUUUGGUAAGGAUUCUGCGAAACCAAAAGAAGGCAACGCUUUGGAGGAUUCUGUUUAUGGCGACAGCAACAAAUCUGAUAAAGAAAACGUUCAGAGAUCUGAUAUAUCCGAGAAAGAAGGUGGUAGACCAGGCUCUGAUGUUAAAGAUCAAGACACAGACAAAGGAACUGAUUCUGUUAGGGAAGGGGAAACAGCAAAUGAAAUCUCGAGCUCUAAACCUCAAAGCGAAGACACUCCGCGGGUUUCAAAUUCCCAGGAUAAACCAGCACACGUACGUGGUUCGAGGCCAAGUUCGGCGAGUUCACGACCAGUCUCGAGCAAAGCAAGACCAACAUCAGAGUCUGAAGGGUCUAAGAAGGGGGAGGAAGGCUAUCGAAAACCUAGCAGUAGACCUGAAUCAAGAGAUGGUAACAGGUCAAGACCGGGAUCAGGCGUUGACAAGAGGGCCAAGAAAGAGGAACAAACCCAGCAGCAAGCCAGUGGAAGGGGUGGGUCUGGUACUGGGAGGAGGUCUCGACCGCAGUCAGGAGACAAAGGAGGAGCUGCAGGCAAGGUCAUCCAAGAUGGGUAUACCAUUGAAAGUCCAGGAGAUACUAUUGCUAAGAAAGAUGGGGAUCUUACUGGUGAUGGAAUCAUUCAAACCACAGAUGAUAUUUCUCAAUCCAAAACAAGUAAGGGUGAAAUAAAAGAAAGUGUUACGGCAACUGGAAAUGCUGCUUUGGCUGCAAACAUCAAUGAAGGUGUAUCUCCAACAGAAGGGAAGGAUCUGACUAAACAGGAGCAAGGUCACCAUAGUGAUAAAUCAGUCUCAAAAAAUGUGGUUUCUGAUAACAAUACAGAAAAAAUUAGUGUUGAAAACAAUUCUAAAUCAAAGCAGACAGGAGCUGAUGACAAAUCAAGUGAUGAUGUGUCACCACCCAUGAGUGAGGAAGCAAAAUCUAAAGAUCAUGUUGAUGAAUCUAAACAAAGCCCUGACUCUCUUUUUAACAAUAAACAGGAUCCUGCAGUGGCAGAAGGCAAUAACAAAGAAAAGGAAGGGGAACAUUCUAAAGAAAGCAAAGGGGAGAAAGAAAGAGCAGAACACUUUGAUGGGGGAGGAAACGCUGAUGUCAAGUCUAGUGGGAGGGAAGAGUCAUCAGAGGCCUUACAAUCUAAGGAUGGUUCAAAAGAUAGCCAGGAGCAAAGUGUCACAACUGACAAAGACGAAUCAUCAGCAGAACCUGGUGAAGGUAAGAAAGAACAGGAUGGUCACGCAGGAAAAUCAGAAUCAGCAGAAGUAGAAAGUGAAAAAGCAAUGGAAAAAGCUGAUCAGGAAGGUGGCGAUCAAGGUGACACAGAGGGAUCCUCUGACACAAAAGUUAAAGAGGAGGGUAAAGAAGGUGACGCAUCCGUGGACAAAAUUGAUGAAACAAAAAACAAUGAGGAAAAGAAAAAGAAGAAAAAGGCAGAGGAAGAAGGUGUAGAAAAGCAGGAGAGUUUGGAAGAAGAUGGAGAAGAGAAAGCAGAUGGAACUGUAAAAACAGAUGGAGAAGCACUGCAACCUGGUGAACCAAAACAGACUGCACCAGGAGAUGCAGAGGAAGAGGCUAAAAGAAUUCUACCUGAUGACUUCUAUUAUGAUUUUGAUGAACUAGUCUCCAAGGCAUUUUCAACAGAGGGCAUCCCACCAGGGUUGUUGUCAUUUUACCAUUCAUUUGGUUUUGAAUGUACCAAGAGAUCAAACCUCCAUGUCUUGGAUGAAAACUGUGUUUUAUUCUCUGCUGGAAACUCAGUAGAGAUUCUGAAUAUGGAAACACAGGAGCAAACUCACAUUCGAACAACAGGGGGAGGUGGGAUUGGGGCAGUGGCAGUCCAUCCCAGCAGAAAAUAUUUUGCAGUAGCAGAAAAAGGAGUGAAGCCCAACAUCAAUAUCUUUGAGUACCCUUCUCUUAAGCUCCAUCGAAUCCUUUGCGAUGGAACAGAGGAAGGGUAUGCCCAUUUGGACUUCUCCCCCAAGGGAGACAAGCUUGCAUCUGUUGGCAGUGCACCAGACUAUAUGCUGACUGUAUGGGACUGGAGAAAUGAACAGGUUAUUCUCAGGUCCAAGGCUUUCUCACAGGAUAUUUACAAGGUAGCAUUUUCACCUGAAGAUGAGGGACAUUUGUGUACCAGUGGUUCAGGACAUAUCAGAUUUUGGACAAUGGCAAACACAUUCACUGGACUGAAAUUACAGGGACAAAUUGGAAAGUUUGGUGCCAAAGAAAUCUCUGAUAUAGAAGGUUUUGUUGAGCUUCCUGAUGGUAAAGUACUCUCUGGAUCAGAAUGGGGCAACAUGUUACUCUGGGAUGGUGGUCUAAUUAAAGUGGAAAUUUCCAAGAAAGGCAGGAAACCCUGUCAUGUUGGUAUGAUUGAACAGUUCUUUAUGGAUGAAGGUGAACUCAUGACCAUUGGUGCCGAUGGUUUUGUGAAAGUCUGGGAUUUUGAGAGCAUUGACAAUGCUGACACAACCGAGGAGGGGCAGCUGUUUGAAAUGGACCCAAUGUAUGAGCUGAAGGUUGGCACUGAUGUCAAACUCUUGUCAAUGGUCAAAGCUGUUAACACUGAAGCACCAAUUUGGUAUGCUCAGGAUGCCGCAGGUGGUAUAUGGAAACUAGAUUUGUCAUUUACUCACACUAGCCAUGCACCAGAGAGGAUGUUCUCAUACCAUGCUGGACCAAUCACUGGCCUGGAAACUUCCCCUGUUGCUCAUUUUGUGGCCACAAUUGGAGUGGAUCAUACUGUUCGAGUCUAUGACUACCUCUCCAAGACACCAAUGUGCCAGGCUAAAUACAACUCAGGUGGUUCUAGCCUCUUGUGGCCCCCUAAAGUGGUUGACACCAAAGGUACCAAACUACUUGCUGGUUUUGCAGAUGGUGUGGUGCGCCUACUGGCUCUAAAUAAGGUGGAUCCUUCUCAACUGAGGAGCAAAAAGUCCAAGCAGAAAUAUGAGCUCAAUUUGGAGCAAGUUUUUAAACCUCACACUAAGACAGUCACUGUGUUAACUAUUGACGAGCAAGGAGAAAUUCUGGCCACUGGGAGUGACGACUGCACAGUGUUUUUCUUCACUGUUGGUGAAACUUACAAACCAAUAGGAUUCAUUGAAACAGCUUCUCCAGUUGCGUCUAUGGAAUGGUCACACAAAGCAAAGGCUCCAAAGAGCGUUCUCAUCAGUUGUAAGGAUGGCACAGUGCUUCAUGUCGAGGCUCCCGAUCCUGGCAAAUAUGACACAAGCAAGACGUUCCACCUGCCCCUGAAAAAUCUCAAGACCAAGGAGUAUCACUUCAAGAGUGUCAAGGAUAAACUCAGAAAAGCCGAACAAGAAGCGCAAAAGGCGAAAGAGGAAGAAGAGAAGAGAAAAAAGAAAGAGGCAGAACAAGCGCGGCGGCGAGCACGAGGAUUAGAAGAGGAAGAAGAACAACAACAAGAAGAAAAGGAAGAAGAACAAGAAGAAGAACAGAAGGAAGGCGAGGAAAACGAAGAAGAACAACACAAGGAACCUGGAGAAAUUAUCAAAGGAUUUUAUCACGGAAAGACGGAGCAAUUCUGGAUUUCCAUGGGCGGUUGGGAUGCAGGGUAUAUGUACCAGUGUGAAUUUGAUGAUGGUAAAAAACCGCCUCCCGCGGAGGGCCAGGAAGACACCCGAGAUGAACCAGUGAAAUCCAUACCUGUUCAUAACAGCAACGAUACCCCCAUCAGAUCUGUGUGUUUCAGUCACUCAGGUAAAUUCCUCCUUUUUGGAAUGGACGAUGGAGUUCUUCGUAUUCAUCCUCUGGACGGAUCGAACGACCUUGAAGACUUCAGCACAUUUUGGGCACUUAAUGUACACGACAACCACCAUGGAGGAAUCCGACACAUUAAAACCAGCUUUGACGACAAAUAUGUCUUCACUGCUGGAAUGGACGGUAACUUCUUCGUGUUCCGCUUCAUGGAUAAAGCUGUGGAAGGCCUUAAGGUGUCUCAUAAGGUGUCCAUACCUUCUGCAAAGAAGCUGAUCGGGGAAGAGGGCGAAGAGAUAGUGAAAAAAGUCGACGAUAUUGAUGACCCAAGCCAUUAUAGUAUCGAACUCGAGAAGCAGAAGGCGGAACACGACAGAUUGGUUAAACUGGCCGAGGAGAAAAAGCAGAACAUUCGUCGAAAGGUUGGAAAUUUGAGAAGAGCCUUUAAGGAGUUAAUGACCCGAAAUCAGAAGCUUCCUCCACAUGUGCAGCUUACGACCGAUGAAUUCGAAAUUGAUCCCGAUCUCGUCAAGGAACAGAAAAUUGAGGUGGACAAGAAAAUUGAACUUGUUCGUAAAGAGAUGGCUUGGGAAGCAGAAAAAAAGUCUAUUGGAUUGAAAAAACUGCAGAAAAGAUUUAAGGACGAGGUUGAAUGUGAUCGAAUUGUACUCCGCGCGUUCCUUACACCUCAUCUUGUGACAGCCUUCAGAGCAGCUAAACCAGACUAUCUACACCAGCUGCUACAGGAGGCUGUAGGGACGGGGGGUGGAGAGGGAACUGACGGGGGAGCGUCAGGGAGGAAGACCUUCACAAGUGCGUCGCAGAAAGCAGCUCAGAUGAAGAGGCGUACCACUCAAGAAAAGAUUAGUGUAAACCAACAACAACAGCAGCAACAAGCUCCGACGACACAAGGCCAGUUGGGAAGCAAAGUAGCAAAUGCACUGGCCAAAGCAGAAGCUCGGAGGCAGAAAAGACUUGCCAGACAGGCCGAGUGGGACGAGUUGUAUCGAGGCAAGCCUGACGAAGGCUAUGAAGAUCCUAAAGAUCUGGCUGCCAUUAAAGAAGCCCGAGAAAACAUGGGCGAUUACAAGCUGAAGACUGCUAAAGAUUAUGUGGUGCCUGAAAGCCAAAGGGUGAACGCGGAAAAGAAGAGAAUUCAACUGCUAAAACUACUUGACCAGAUUCAUCAUUACAAGUUUGAAUUCAACCAUUCAUUCUUAGCUCUGCGAGAUAAGAAAAUCAAGAUAAUCAAAGAGUUGAAGGAAGUGGUGGCCGAACUCGAGGAAGUACAGCGCAAGAUUGACCCUCAUUCCCGACGGACAAUCCCCAAAAUACCCGAAAUGAUGCCGGAUGAAUGUCCCGAAAAACGACUUGAAUACACACGCGAGCAGUUACUUGAAUUCAAGAAACAAUUGGACGAAAAGGUCCAUCGAGGAGACCAGGUAGGAGAAUUUGGAGGGUUUGGUGGAUUUGGUGGCGGGGCAACUGAGCCCUCAAAAUUGGCUCCAACAAGCAAGCCAGGAACACAGCAGAGGGAGCGUUCUAUCUCCUCCGUCUCUGUACAUUCGGGAAGGCCUAAGUCUAGCUUGAGUACUUUGACGGACAAAGGAACCCCCGACCCCACGUUAGAAGAUAUCAGGGAGGACCCGUCCCUACUGGAGCAGGAGAUGCAAUAUGAGGAGCAAAUCAGGUUACAAUACGAACAAGAUGUAUUAAUCGACAAGAUCACCAGCACACUGGAAAAAUUUGAUGCCGAUUUGCGAUACCUGAGACACGAUAAAACGCAUCUAGAAGUUGCUGUGAAGUGCGCUGACUUAAGGCAAGUUACUCUGUUUGAAGAAUUCAUGCUGCUAAAAGAGUUCGAGAAAAGAGAGAACAGCUUCGCCAACAAAGUAAACACUAAACUCUCUGAGAAGGAGGAGAUGCAGGAGAAGGUAGAAGACUGUCAAUUAAAAUUAGACUCUAAGAAACAAGACAUCGAAAAGCUCCAGGAACAGGAAAAAGCGCUUUACAACACGUUCUCGGCAGCUCUCGGCGAGAACAACAAGUUCGAGUCGUUUUUGACGCGCGUUUUCAAGAAGAAAAUCAAACGCGCUAAGAAGAAAACUCAAGCUCAGGAAGGUUCGGACGAGGAGAGCGAAGAUGAGGAAAGCGAUGAGGACUUGUCUUCGAGUGAUGAGGAGGAUUCUGACGCGGAGGAACUGGACGACAGCGUGUGUCCACCAGGGUGCGACCAAGCUUUGUUUGAUCAGGUUUGUCAGCUACGCGAGCGCCGCUUAGUCUUGGAAGAAGAAUUGGCAGAAGAAAAGAAGACAAGCGAGACCCUGAAAAAGGAAUCUGACGCACUUAUAAAGAAAGCAAAAAUCAUCGAUGGUGCACUGAAAACGGCUGAGGCUGAUUUGGAAGCUUUCCAGCGCGAAAAGCAGCAAAAACUCAACGAACUAGACGUGGUUGUGGUGCUCAGAUUUCAUCAGAUCCAGUACACGAUAAACAGUGUACUGCCUCAGGAUCUGUCGCAGUGUCUUGUUUUUAACAGCCCGGGGCUGGUGCGACUACAGCACAGGAUCAAAGAGCUGGAAAAAGAGAAAGCUGAGCAAAAGAGACUUUACAGGGAGCAUCGCCAGACUCAUGUGCAGCUCAUCCGGGACAAGAAAGUCCAGGAAGCCAGGAUCGGUGAAUUGGAAGAGAAAGUUCGUAGCAUGUUAAUGUUGAAAUUCGGCCGGCUAGUGGACCUGGAAAAGCUCGAGUCUGUAACAGUAAAUAGAACUGUGGAGGAAUUGAAGGAGAAACUCCGACAACAAGAGUCUAAGAGCGCCGCAGAGAUCGCCAAAUGGAAUAGCAAGAUUGAUUCGUUCAAAGGCAAAGUGACGCAACUUACUCGUGAGAACACACAGAGACUGGACACCUUCACUGUUUUACUGCAAGAAAAGAAAGAGCUUGAACAGAUGCUGAACUCACGACAGAAGUCACUCGGUACGGAGUUUACCGAAAGUCGCAAGGCCGACAUCCGGGAACGGCAGCGUUUGGUCCAGCUAGUGCAACUGCAGGCUCAAGAAAUCGACGCUCUCAAGGAUGAAAUAACUUUGCUGUCACGUAAAGGCGGGCAUAUACUGCCACCGGCACAACCACCCCUCCCUCCUGGACAAACGCCCAUACCCAAUCAAUAAUUUGUUAUCGAUUUCUCUCGAAAAGCCAAGUUUUGACUGUAAGAACUAUGUUGUUCUAAGGGUUUGUUUCAUUGUUCGCGUUUAUUUUUAUACAUGCACUGUAAAUAAUGGUAUGGAGACUAAAUGUUGGUCAGGAUUUCAAUGAUUAUGUUUAAGCUCCUAAUAAAGACACAAAAG